AUGAAUCAGAGAAGAGGUAUUGAUACAGAAAAAAAUUGUAUACCUACAUCACCAAAUAGAAAGUCUCCAAGAAUACUAAAAAAUCAAACUUUAAAUGAUUUGUCAAAUACAGAAGUUGAAAGUCAUUUUCAAUUACUUCUAGAAAACAAUAAAAAGUUGGAAAAUAGAUCAUGGGUUGAUAUAUGUGAAAGUGAAAAAAAUGAAAGAGAACCUGGUAGUGUUAAAACUACAGAUUUUAAAGAUGACACAUCUUCUUGUACAAGAUCCAGAAAACAAAUUGCACCUAAAAAAUCUUCAACUACUCCUAGGUACAUGAGGUCUAGAGUUAAAGAUGUAAGAAAUGAAGAAGGAUUGAAUAGAAAGAGGAGAAUGGACCGAUCCCGUUCAUCUUUUAAAGAGGAAGAAUCUACUGAUAUUGAGAUGAGAGAUAUAAAAGGAUCUCCUAGAAAAAAGGCUUGUACCACACGAUCUUAUUCCGCUUCAAAUAAUAAUGAUGUAAGGUCAAAAGAAGGUUGGGCUGAACCAAAACUAGGAUGGUGUAAAGAUCCAGAAGUUCUAGCCCGUCGAUCUAGAGACAUUGAAAGGGCCAAAGAAAAGUCUGUAUAUGUUGAAUAUUUGGAGGCAAUACCAAAGUAUGAACGUGUAAAAGGAAUUCACCCCAAAACUCCUAAUAAAUUUAUAAAUUAUUCACGUCGUUCCUGGGAUGCCCAAAUGAAGUUGUGGAAAAGAAGUUUGUAUGAUUUCUUUGGAAGGAGUCCCGGCACUUCAUGUCGUUCAACUCCACGUGCAUCUCGUGAUGUAUCACCUGUCACAUCUCCAUGCCAAAAAAAUAAAGGAAAUAUGGAAGAGGAAACGCAAAAUAUUGGAAAUACUGAGUUUUCCAUUAAUAACAUUGAUCCAGAUAGAAUGGCUUCAUUAUUGUCUAAAUUUGAAGUAGAUUCUAGAAAGAAAUUCCAGGACGGUGAUGAUGAGUCAACUUUAAAGGCUCAAACAGCUACUCCUGGUGGACCUACAAGUUUUGCCAAUGUUAUUUGA
Strongyloides ratti is the source of this 1035-nucleotide messenger RNA. Its product is annotated as Histone RNA hairpin-binding protein. Gene Ontology annotation, molecular function: histone pre-mRNA stem-loop binding; mRNA binding. Bases 1 to 1035 code for a protein of 344 amino acids. The transcript is spliced from 2 exons. Lineage: Eukaryota; Metazoa; Nematoda; Chromadorea; Rhabditida; Strongyloididae. Gene Ontology annotation, biological process: mRNA 3'-end processing by stem-loop binding and cleavage; mRNA transport. The record is from RefSeq and is a predicted model, not a curated record. Gene Ontology annotation, cellular component: histone pre-mRNA 3'end processing complex; cytoplasm.